Messenger RNA from Enterobius vermicularis (human pinworm), 762 nucleotides. Lineage: Eukaryota; Metazoa; Nematoda; Chromadorea; Rhabditida; Oxyuridae. The record is from the annotation of a GenBank genome assembly.
AUGAUGAGUGUCGUUAAGGGGUUACUAGAAGCAUGUUGCCACUUUCACCUCAUUGCAGACGGAGCAUGUAAAAAAUAUCCACCUGAUGCAAAAGCACGUUUCGGAAGAGCUUUUCAAUCUAAAUUGAGCGUUUUAUUACUCAGCGAGAACCAGAUCUCGGGAGCCCAACUACAAGCCAUGUAUGAUGAGGUAUUAAAUUACUACAAUGAGCACAAUCUGAACGAAAUGUGGCUUUCUGAUGAGAAUGAUGAUAACGAAGUUAAACCACCAGUUAUUAAAAAAAUGCAUACAGACGUUGGACUCUCGCGUUUUAAGGGCACUAAUGACGAGAAGGAAAAACAAAAGCCAGCAUUGACUACGAGUUCUCCAACUGCCAGUGCUACCACUACUGUGCCAUUCUCAAACCUAGAACUAAGCGAUGAUUCAGAGGAUGACCCGGGUCCGAAACCCCUGUCGUCUGUUCAAAAAAAUGUUAAGCUGUGCAGUGUCUGUGGUGAGUCGAGCAGCGGUGAUGGAAACGCCAAUCUACUCCUUGACUGCGAUGAAUGCAAGAAUUCUGUGCAUAUUAAAUGCAAUAAAUCGGAGGUAACGAUGCAGCAGGCUUUAGACUCUCGUUUCGUAUUCGUCUGUUCUGGUUGCAAGGAUCGCGAAAGCAAAAUCGACAGGUUCAGUUCUAAUGAAAGUGUUGGCUUAGGAAAAGCUACAGCUGGAAAAAGGGUAAGAUAUUUGAAAAGCCCUGACUUUUUUGUAGAGGGCUUGUAA